AUGAAGGGAGAAGGUAUCAAAAGUUAUUAUCAGGCGAAGAUCGAAGAGUCGGAGCUGAUCAUAAAUGAAAAGACACAAAAUUUGAGACGAUUAGAAGCCCAAAGAAAUGCAUUGAACGCAAAAG
Messenger RNA from Acaulospora morrowiae, 124 nucleotides. The record is from the annotation of a GenBank genome assembly. Lineage: Eukaryota; Fungi; Glomeromycota; Glomeromycetes; Diversisporales; Acaulosporaceae.